CUUGCCGACAUCGACGCCAUCUAAUCCCAUGUCCGACGCAAUUACACUCGACAAAGCCUCUUUGCGCGAACAGUUCGUCUUCCCGACGAAUACAGGCGUGGGUGGCACACGUGCAGUAAAUGGGGAUGGACCAUGCACAUACUUGUGUGGUAACUCCUUAGGACUGCUAUCAAAGACCGCGGAGAGCCGAGUUCAACGAGAGUUUCACGCAUGGGGAGCUCAAGCUGUCAUGGGCCAUUUCUCUCAUGUCGAGGGUACCAGUUGGUUGAAUAUGACCGAUGAUGUCGACCCCAUCUUGGCCGAGCUUGUGGGCGCAAAACCCUCCGAAGUGGCUUGCAUGAGCACCCUGACCGCGAAUCUCCAUUUGAUGCUGAACUCGUUCUAUAAGCCUACGUCAGAGAGAUUCAAGAUUUUAUGCGAAGGAAAAGCUUUUCCUUCCGAUCAGUAUGCUUUCGCUUCACAAGCUCAGUCGCACGGCUUCAAUCCUAAGGAAGCGGUUCUAGAAUUAUUUCCUCGUGAGGGAGAAUACGUACUUCGAGAGGAAGACAUCCUCGAGGUUAUCCAGAAGCAGGGUUCUACUAUAGCCGUGGUCAUAUUCAGUGGUAUCCAGUACUACACUGGCCAGUGGUUCCCAAUGAAGUCUAUCACGAAGGCGGCUAAGGAUCAGGGCUGUAUCUGCGGCUGGGACCUUGCCCAUGCAAUCGGGAAUGUUCCCAUGUCUCUCCAUGACUGGGAUGUCGACUUCGCAGUGUGGUGCACAUACAAAUAUUUGAACUCGGGACCAGGCGGGAUAGCGGGUCUAUUCGUGCAUGAGAAAUGGGAUGAUCGCGAGCUGCCGAAAUAUGCCGGUUGGUGGGGCAAUGACCGUGCGACACGUUUCGAAAUGCGGCCUACCUUCUCGCCCAUCCGAGGCGCUCAAGGCUUCCAACAGUCCAACCCCUCCACGCUCUGUAUCGCCGCACUUUACGGUUCCCUACAGCUGUUCCAACAAGCAGGCAUGAUGCCCGCCCUUCGCAAACGAUCCCUCGCGCUCACCGGUCACCUCGAGUCUCUGCUCCUCAAGUCAUCGUUCUACGUUCCGCCAUCCCAAGUCGCUUCACGGUCAGAUAAAAAACCUGCCUUCACGAUCAUUACGCCCAAUGACCCGGAAGCCCGCGGCUCACAACUCUCCCUGAAGUUCUUACCCGACACGAUCAUGGUGCCCGUGUUCGACGGUCUGAAGAGUUUUGGAGUGAUCGGAGACGAGAGAAAUCCGGAUGUCAUCCGACUCGCUCCUGCCCCGAUCUAUAACACCUUCGAGGAUUGCGAAGUCGCCGCACGCUCACUAGAGGAGGCAUUCAAUUCUUUGUCGUAAUCCCCACGGCUGUUCCAUUACGAUGUCUCAAGCCCACGUUGUAGAAGUCCUGUACAAUGACACAAUUAUUUGACAAUAUGUAGCCUUUCGUUCGUCUUCUGCCACUCGAUUAUCGUGCUAGAAUAUUGACACAUCCCCAUCGGCGAGAAUGAAAUCACCGACUAUACGCGCAUAUUUCCCUUCUGCCAGGAUCUCGUUAUGAUCUCCAUCGAGCUCUUCCCAGUUCUUCGACACCUUCGAUCGAACGGCUGUUCCCUUGUCUACAAACAGCGACAGGUGAUCGAACAUCACCUGACUCUGGACCAAGUCGACCAGCGUAUCCCCCGUCGAAUGGAUGAUCAACCAUCGGAUUAGACCGCCACAUUCUCUCUCCUUCAUCUUCGCUACUGAGAACUGCUCGUACGACCCACGAUCCUCAAAUGCGUCGGCGACGAACAUCUGCCGGUAGUCGGGGAACGACUGCAACAGGAUGUCGAGAUCAUAGAUGCCCUCCGACAUGAUAACACCCUGUAUAGAUUUGAGCAGUUGGGCGGUAGGUGUCAACGAUGGUGUUGCAGAGUCGAGGACGAUGGACGCGAGCAUGUGCGCGCUGCAACUGUGACCUAUGAGAUACAGGCGAGUCGGGUCGUAAGGCGCAGAGUCGUAUCCCUCUGGACCGCUCCAGGUCAAAAGGAAGGUGAGAAAGGCGAGGAUAUCUUCUGCGUGAGCGGGGUGCAGCAGCGUCGGCUCCUCAGCAGAGGGUUGUCUUGGUGUGAGUCGAUAGUUCGGCAGGACGACUGGAUAUCCUGUCCGAGCGACGAGGUUGUGCGCGAGAACGGCGUGGUCCGCUUUAUCUUCGGAACGCCAAGCGCCACCGUGGACAAAACAAAUAAGGGGAGGUAUUUCGCCUUUCCGAGGUGCACCGGACUCCGGAAUAUAAAUAUCGAACUCAUGGAAGGUAUCCCGUGGCUUUCCGGGGAUGCUUGAGGUCUGAUAUGGCAGAUUCAAGUAUGUUUUCGUGGCCAUGGCUGGAAAUACAGUGUAAGUCGGUCCGUCGACAGAAACGAUAUGUUUCUCUGACGAGAAAUGUAGAUCGUCAGUCGCGACCCCGCUGUACCAAUAGAUAGGGACACUAACCCUGUGCAGCUGCGGUCAACUGGCAAGACUUUGAUCUCAGGAGGAUCAGCCCGCUGAGUGCAGUGAUACAAUGACCAGUAAUCGCGCUAUGGAGUACACAAACCCACUGCUAUCCACCUCAGAGAGCUCUCAAGAACGUAGGUUAGGUGCGAUGCGUCACUGUAGG
Molecule: messenger RNA, 2636 nt
Organism: Stereum hirsutum FP-91666 SS1
Lineage: Eukaryota; Fungi; Basidiomycota; Agaricomycetes; Russulales; Stereaceae
Product: kynureninase
Exons: 11
Coding region: 29-1354 (441 amino acids)
Biological process (GO): NAD+ biosynthetic process
Cellular component (GO): cytoplasm
Molecular function (GO): kynureninase activity; pyridoxal phosphate binding
Source: RefSeq, a predicted model, not a curated record